Messenger RNA from Candidula unifasciata, 1548 nucleotides. NCBI's taxonomy places the organism in Eukaryota, Metazoa, Mollusca, Gastropoda, Stylommatophora, Geomitridae. The record is from the annotation of a GenBank genome assembly.
AUGGAAGACGACGGUGCCAGAACAGAGCUUGGAAAUGACCAGGAGAGCAAUGUGGACGCAAGUGCGGAUGGAAACAGUCAAACAAGUGAAGCAAAAAAGACAGCAGAAGAGAAAAAACGAGAAGAACUCUUUAGCAGGGAAAAUCUCCAGCGUCUUCUGGCAGAUGCCCUGACCUACAUGUCCCCGGUGAAAGACCUGACAACCAUCGUCAAGUGUGGAGCAGACGUCAAUGGGUCAGUCAAGCGGGGCUUGCGACCCUUACAUUACGCUGUGUACUCCGGCUAUUUGGACGGAAUCACAUUUCUCUUGGAACAUGGGGCAGACGUCAACGCUCCCGAUGAUAUUGGGUACCGACCAGUACAUUUGUGUGCCAGGAAAGGUCAAUUGGAGCCACUAAAGAUCCUCAUUGAACAUGGUGCCAAGGUUGACUUCUUUGUUGAUGAAGAUGACAACUCAGAAGAAAGCCGCAGAUUGGGCUAUCUUACUAUAGAACCGCUUAACAUGGCUCUAGAGAACAACCACGAGGAAUGUGCCCGGUUACUGUUGGCUAGUGGCGCCAAACCUAACCACCACUACUUCCUUGGUUAUGAAAUCAACCUGGUUCCCCUGGAGAAUCUGGAAUGUUUGAAAACUCUGCUGGAGUUUGGAGCCGAUCCCAAUGUGUUCAGUCGAUGUGGUCUCUCUCCCCUGAUGAAAGCCUGCAGACAACACAACAUCCGUGCUGUUAGACUUCUCCUGGAGAGCGGAGCAGAUCUCAAUAUACAGCCACCCUCUAGAUUCGAACAGAAAACUGCCAUCCAUUACGCUGUCAUGUCAGGAAGCACUGGAAUCACAAAUGCUUUGCUCAGAAAAGGCGCUCUGUUGGCAAGACCACCUGGAUAUAGGUACUCGGCACUUCACACAGCCAUCUCAAGCGACAACCCCGACAUGUGCGAGCUGCUGCUCCGAUGGGAUGCUCGCGUGGACGAAGUCACCGACGAGAACGCCACCCCUCUACAGCUUGCCUGCGCCACUCCAGGCCUGAAGAAUCGCCUGAAGAUCAUCCAAGUCCUGCUCAAACAUGGUGCCAAUCCCAACGCCAAUUCUCCAUUUGUAAGCUACAGCAGUCCUUUCCUGGCCCCUCUUACUGAAUAUUUACGAUGCGUUACAGACGAGGUGGAAUACGAUGUUGUCCAUGCGCUAAUUGUCUUUGGCUCUAAAGUCCAUUUUCGAGCUGCGUCCACUUCAAGUCGAGCCAAAGAUCCUCACGGAAUCCUCCAUUGUGUUCAGUAUCUGAAGGACAAACCUGAAGUACUUCACCUGCUGAUCGAGGCCGCUACAGGAUUUGACGUGGACUCUAUCAGUGCAUACAGCAGCUUGUCCUUGGAGCAGAAAGACAUUCUCUUAUCGGUAGCCACAGGUCCCAGAAGUUUGAGAACCAUCAUUCAUCUCUUCCUGAGAGACUAUCUGCAGCCUAAGUUUAUAGAAAACGUCGCAGGAAUGCCUCUGCCUGACAUUGUCAAACAUUAUCUCAUGUUUCAUCCAUCAAAGAGUAAUGUUACUGUGUAA